AUGAGCAGAUUGGAUAGAUUUAUGGUGUCUGAAAAAUGGUGUGUUUCUUGGCCGAAUUGUAUUCAGGUGGCUCAUCAGCGGGGUCUCUCGGAUCAUGUCCCAGUGGUGCUUGAUGUUGAUAAUGCUAAUUGGGGACCCCGUCCGCUUCAAUGGCACCAACAACACUUUAAAAAUUUAGAUGGUAAGAUCCUUGAAGCGAAGAAUCAAAUUUCUUCCCUCGACAUUAAAGGGGAGGAAGCUGAGCUUCUUGAAGAAGAAGUUAAGGAACUUCAUGAUUUAUCUGUUCAACUACAUUCCAUGGCUCGAGUACAAACUAGCAUGAAUUGGCAGAAGGCGAGGAUGAAUUGGGUCAGGGAAGGUGACGCGAAUUCAAAAAAUUUCCAUAAUAUGAUGUCAAGCAGACAAAGGAGGAAUGCAAUUCAUUUGGUUCAUGUUGAUGGGGUUCUUGUGGAAGGGGUCCAGAAUAUUCAUACUGCGGUUUAUAAUCAUUAUUCCAGUCAUUUUCGUGCAUUAGAUGUUCUAAGGCCGGGGGUGGAUGGGCUGAACUUCCGUAAGCUCUCUUACACUCAGGCGGCCAGCUUGGUGCAGUCUUUUUCAUUGGAGGAGUUUAAACAGGCAGUGUGGGACUGUGAGAGUUUUAAGAGUCCCGGACCAGAUUGUUUCCUUGGUUGGCUGCAUGUAUAA
Molecule: messenger RNA, 684 nt
Organism: Medicago truncatula (barrel medic)
Lineage: Eukaryota; Viridiplantae; Streptophyta; Magnoliopsida; Fabales; Fabaceae
Exons: 2
Coding region: 1-684 (227 amino acids)
Source: RefSeq, a predicted model, not a curated record